This is a messenger RNA of Anastrepha obliqua, 2345 nucleotides long. RefSeq names its product NF-kappa-B inhibitor cactus-like. Gene Ontology annotation, molecular function: protein binding. The transcript is spliced from 6 exons. Bases 461 to 1888 code for a protein of 475 amino acids. The record is from RefSeq and is a predicted model, not a curated record. NCBI's taxonomy places the organism in Eukaryota, Metazoa, Arthropoda, Insecta, Diptera, Tephritidae.
AUAAAUUAACACAUAUAUUUAUAUUGCGUUAUACGGAGCUUGAGUUUGGGUGAAUUUGUGUGAGAAAAAUAUAAGAACGACGAGUGAAAUUAUACAAAGUUGUAUCAAUCGUUUGGAAUUUCAAAGCUUAUUCAAAUGAAUGCGUUCGGUGCGUGAAAUCAAAGUACAUUCAUAGAUAGUUUUACGUGCAAAACAGCCACGUAAGGACUGAUUCGAAUUUUAUACACAAGCAAUCAAGUGCAUAAAUAGCAGUUAAAGUGCAUCCCACAGUUGUGUGAUUUUAAUUCUGCGAAAGUUAUACUUGGAUUAAUGUCUUAGCGGAUAUAUUCAUAUAUAUAUAUGAAUGGAAUCGCUUGUAAAUACACACAAAUUGUCCAAGUAGUAAAAAUUUACUAACAAACAUAAACAGCGAUUUUGCUGAAAUUGCAUAUCACGGAAAAUAAUUAUAUAAAGCUGCAUAAUGUCGAGUCAAACCCCAACAGCGUCAAAUAGUAAAGAAAGCAAUAAUGAGAAAAGGGAUGGCGUAGGCGAUUGUGGCUGCAGUCGUCCGUCUGUCACUGCAGUAAGCAGUGAAAGCAAAGAAAACUCCAGAAAAAAAGAUUUCUUGGAAAAUAUAGAAAUUGAAGAUCAGACUCACGGGACAGACUCAGGGUUUUUGUCUUGCCCGCUAAGCUCUAAUUUCGAAGAGCAAGAGGAACAGAAACAUAACUCUGCCGGAAACCAUUCAAACAAUUUUGACAAGUUAAGCAGUGACGAAAGAACGGUAGGCUAUACCGAAGAUUCAUAUCGUCACGAGAAGGCUAAGGAAGAGGUUUAUGUGGUUGAUUCGGGUUGCAUAGAAGAAGAAGAAUACGACGAGUCUAACGACGCAGAAACGAAAGCCGAACAACAACAAGAACAGAAUUCACAUAGCACAACUGGUGCAUCGAGCAUCACAAAUUCGCACGAUUCAAAAAUGAAACUCAAACACGAUGUCGAUGCCCAUAUUUCCGAAAGAUUUUGCAGUCUAAGUUUACAAAAUGAGCCAAUAAAUAACUUGAACGCGUCUGGCAGAGUGGCGACAGUUGAGCCUGUAGCAACAGUACCAACAAAAACGGCAGAUUCUAAUCAGCUAGAAGCAUGGGAACAAUGCUACCAACAAAAUGAUGAAGGAGACACCUACCUUCACUUGGCGUGCAUAUCAGGACAUGAAAACGUUGUAGCAGCUCUUAUCCGUCUCGCUAUACAUCCCUGUCUUCUAGACAUAAAGAAUGAUUACAGCCAAACUCCAUUGCAUCUAGCGGCGCUCACAAAGCAAAGAAGAAUUUUGCGCAUGCUCUUACUUGCCGGUGCUGAGCCAACUAUUCGGGACCGCCACGGAAAUACAGCUUUGCAUCUUGCCUGCAUGUCUGGCGAUGAGCAAUGUGUCAGUGCGUUAACAGUGCCAUUCAGUGCUUCAGAGAUCAACGAAGCGCAUCGUCAGUAUGGUUACAGGUCGAACGAUAAAUUAUUUUCUUCUCUAAGUUAUGCACGCUUACCUCCCGAUUUAGAGAUUCGUAACUACGAUGGCGAAUAUUGUGUUCAUAUCGCUGCCGAGGCGGGCCAUUUAAAAAUACUAAGUAUUUUAGUACAACAUGGCGCGGAUAUCAACGCCAGAGAAGGGAAAGGUGGCUACACACCGCUACACAUGGCCAUUGAGAAGGGCAAUGACGAGCUAUUCAAUUUCCUACUCGACGAUUGCAAACAGACUCUGAAUUUGGAAACAUCAACGUUCGCCCGAUUGACUGCAUAUCAGUUUGCUUGUAUUUUGAAGAGAUCGCAGAUGGAAAGCAUUUUGGAAAAUCAUGGUGCAGAGCCUCUCACACCACCGGAGAGUGAAUCCGAAAGUAGCGGCGAUGAAUCGGAAUAAACAUACAACGCUUCUUUCUUCUCAUUAAAAAGUUCUACGUUUUAGUAGAGCCAACGUAAUAAUCAAAGUGUUUUCAUCUACUCUAAGAGCAUUUGAACGUAGAGAGAAAACCCCGCAGAGUUAUUAUUGUUUGUAAUUUAUGAAUUGUUUUGACUCAGUUAUUCCCUAGUCGAAUAUAUGUACCUAUACUUGCAAUAGACAAUUUGUUUUGAGGCAGUUUUGUGUUGUAACCACCUUUGAAUCCUUGUUAUUUCUGUAAUUUAAAUAAUGGAUCUAACUUUUACUAUCUAAGAUCGUGUGUCUGAAAGAACGGGGAAUAGAAUAAGUUCUUAAUCCAACUGUAUUAUUUGAUAAGUUGUGCACAAAUUGUAUGCUACCGUAAAUAUAAUUUGAGAUAUCGUUCAUGAUCGCAUAAAUUGACUGACAUUAUAAGAACAAUAUGAAAAAACAAGAAACU